CCAAAACAUUUGGCGUUUAUGACUUGGAAGGUCAUCAAGUACGUCGGUGGUGUAUGUAGGCACCGGGCUGUAUGGGCUACAGCAGUCACCUGGCUGCUGCGCUGAACAGGCAGGUAAAACUCCCUGCUUGUGGCACUGGAAAAAAUCCCGCAGACGUACUGGCAGAAGUUAUGUUUUCAUAGGACAAAGACAUUUCCAAAGCCUACAGCUCAGCCCUUCACAACAGAAAGUUCAUCAUGUCUGCAUGCCUUCAGCGAGAGAAGGGUUCAGCCAGUGGGGCUGAGACCAGGAGAACCGAACCCCGAGGCAAGGAUAAGAAAUCAUGGGCAUCCUACAUGACCAACUCCCCUACAGUCAUAGUUAUGAUUGGCCUACCAGCCCGGGGCAAGACCUACAUAUCAAAGAAGCUGACCCGCUACCUGAACUGGAUCGGUGUGCCAACCAAGGUGUUUAAUUUGGGCGUGUACCGUCGAGAGGCCGUCAGAGCGUAUAAAUCCUACGACUUUUUCAGGCAUGACAAUGAGGAAGCCAUGAAAAUAAGGAAACAGUGUGCGUUGGUGGCGUUGCAAGAUGUGAAGGCCUACUUGAACGAGGAAGGUGGACAGAUUGCUGUGUUUGACGCAACCAACACGACGAGGGAGAGGCGAGACCUCAUCCUGAGCUUUGCCGAGGAGAAUGCGUAUAAGGUCUUCUUUGUGGAGUCUGUGUGUGACGAUCCUGAAGUCAUUGCUGCCAAUAUUAUGGAAGUGAAGGUCUCAAGUCCAGAUUACCCAGAAAGCAACAGGGACAGGGUGAUGGAUGACUUCCUGAAGCGGAUCGAAUGCUACAAAGUGACAUAUCAGCCACUGGACCCUGAUGAAUGUGACAAAGACUUAUCGUUCAUCAAGGUGAUGAAUGUGGGUCGUCAGUUCCUGGUGAACCGCGUGCAGGACUACAUCCAGAGUAAGAUUGUGUACUACCUCAUGAACAUCCAUGUGCACUCCCACUCCAUCUACCUGUGCCGACACGGUGAGAGUGACCACAACAUGCAGGGCCGCAUCGGCGGUGACUCCGAACUCUCCCCACGAGGAAAGCAGUUUUCCCAUGCGCUGCGUGACUUCAUUGAGGAGCACAAGCUGUCAGACCUGAAGGUGUGGACCAGUCAGCUGAGGCGCACCAUUCAGACUGCGGAGGAGCUGGGGGUCCCCUAUGAGCAGUGGAAGAUCCUCAAUGAGAUAGACGCUGGUGUGUGUGAGGAGAUGACGUAUGAAAUGAUCCAGAACACAUUCCCAGAAGAGUUUGCCUUGAGAGAUCAGGACAAGUAUCACUACCGUUACCCCGGAGGAGAGUCUUACCAGGAUCUGGUGCAGCGUCUGGAGCCAGUGAUCAUGGAGCUGGAGCGCCAGGGGAAUGUGCUGGUCAUCUGCCACCAGGCAGUCAUGCGCUGUCUGCUGGCCUACUUUCUGGACAAAAGUGCAGAUGACCUACCCUACUUGAAAUGUCCUCUCCAUACAGUUCUGAAACUGACACCAGUGGCUUAUGGUUGCAAAGUGGAGACGUUUUACCUGAAUGUGGAAGCCGUGAGCACCCACCGCGACCGACCCCUCGGUAAAGUGCGAAGAGAGCCCGCACCCGUCCUGCUCCGACGGAAUAGUUUCACCCCUCUUUCCAGUCACGACCAGAUUAAACGCCCCCGGCUCUACAGCGCCGGCAACCGGCCCUGGCUGCCCCUCGCCCCCUCCCCCUCUGCCCUGCAGUUCCCCGGGACGCCAGAGGGGGAGCUGAUGCAUCAACAAAGCCAACCCCGCUUAGGAAACAGCUGUCUGAACCCCUGUGUGAAGGAUAUGACUCUGACUCCCCAGAAGAAGCUAGUGACUGUGUUCGUUUCUGAAUAGACCUAUCAGAAGACUCACACUCCACUCAAGACUCCCUGAUACCUCCUCACCCACAACCAACAGACAACUCCUUGUGGGUUUCCUUUCUGCUCCUCCUGCCUCCUCCUCUCUGUGGCCCUCUGUAUGACAUUACAUAUAUACAGUAUAUGCAUAUUGUUAUAACCAACCAGCAUGUCAAAUAUCCACAAGUAGACAGCUGAACAGUCCUAUGCAUGUGUCCUUUACAUGGGCCCUGGACCCCUUCCCAAAUGUAAUGCUUUCAGUAGUCAAAUGUUUUCAGCUGAAUGCCUUAUAGCCUGUGACUACUCACAAGAAACAUCAGUUGUCACAGAACUAAAUGUUGGAUAAAGCCAAGGGUAGCUGCUAAUGUGCUAACUCAACAACAUUGUUUUCUCUGUGAAUUCAGGUCUAGGUUCAGUCUUAAGCGUCUGCUGUUAGACUUAGACAUUAAUGAACUGACUGAAGCUCUUCAGUUUGUGCACAGUUUAUAGGCUUUGUGUGAAACUAGAUCAGGCAGUGGCAAUGACUGUGUUUUUACACUAAGGCCUGUGCUAUGUGAACACUACAAGCUUUAACUGUGUCCGAUGUGAUUGUAAGAUUAUUUUUUUUAAUAUAUUGAAGAAUUGGAAUAGAUGACUAUGGUUAUGUCUGAUAAGACAAUACAGAAAUGUCUCACACGCUUAAAUCUUAGUGCAAAGACACCAAAAAUGAUCUAUAUGAAUGCAUCAACUUGAUUUGAAUAUUUAUUUGUGUAGUAAAGCUAGAGGUUUGCAUUGCAAUUAGUUAUUAUAGUUAUUAUUGCAAAUAGUUAGCUUAUUAUAUUUUUGAGGAGGUCUUAUUGUGGGAAUGCAUUACAGGUUUAAGUUCAUUUAGGGAUAGAGCAAGCUUACUCCACAUACACUUGUACCUCAAAGAAAUGGACGAGGCAGUUUUCAGAAGAUUCUAGAAGAUUAGGUGACAUUUUGGUCACUUAAUAGUAAAGAAAGGCUUCAUAAAGUGAUGAAGGGACCAAAAACUGUUGUCAUGUUGGGUUCCCUUUCAACAUCGUCAAUAUGCUAUCCAAAUUACAUGGAUGAACAUCUGGCUAAUUUGUUGAAUGGUUGUGGAGGGUUUGUUUUUAAAAUAACUGUUCAGAUUAUUUCAAAAGUUUGACAUGCACAGGAAUAGCUGAUGAAAUGUGUAAACUGACUUCAAAAACGCUGGAGGCAACGCAGGCCAUUUUGCCUUUAGUUGAAUGGUAGCGCCCCCUUGUUGUAAAAUGACACUUUAACUAUAUGCCUACAUUCUCGGAGCAGGGGUAGAGGCAGGUAAAAAAAAUAGUGCACACCAAAACUUCACCAAGAUAUAUCUUCACUUACUGCUACAAAAGGAUAUUAUUGUGCCUUUCACAGCUCCUUUGUCAGAAAUAAUUUUUUAUGUGCUCUUGAGCUCAGUGGUCUGCUAGGAGGAUAUCAUUGCAGUAGAUUUGACAGAAAAUUUAAUACACUGCAUGAAUUGGAUUUGGCUGGGGUUGUUUCACCCUAUGUCAUUAUACAUUUUGAAACAGGCCUUAAUCAAAUUGACCAACACACAUGUUAUGAAAAUAUUUUAUUUUCAGAUUUCAGAUGGAAAACAUUUUGCAAUUUUAAAGAAAACUCCAUUCGGCAUCAGAUAAAAUCAAAUAACAUAAGUUGGGAAUUCAGUUUUGAAGAAUGUUUUUAUGUCAAUUUGGCAAGAUUCUGAGUGACUUGUUUUUGUAAUACAAGUGAGCGCUUUGAUAUUAGAGCCUACCAGCAAAAGCUAUAUUAAAUAUGUAGAUGAUAUUUAUAGAAAUAUGCUUUUUUAGGGGUGACAACCAUACUGAAGGAUGUACAUAUGUUUGCAUACAUUUGUUUCAUGUUCAUGUCGAAUUUUGCUACAAAAAAGGAAAUAUGAACUGGGGCCUACUGUUGCUCCAUCGCACACUGUACAAUGCAGCUGUAAAUGUGAGAUUUGUGGUGGACAGACUGUUUGUUCAGUAAAACACUGUCUUGGUUUUGAACUGCAUUUGAAUUACUUGUAGGGACUUUUGAGAGAACUUGAUGAAAACCAUUGAUGUAUCAAAUGUGCUUUUGUUGUACAUGCUGUGCCUCUGGAGAAACUGAAAGUACUGUAUCCACCUUGUGACAAUGCUUCUAUUUGACUAAUAUACACUGAAGUUUUUGAGAGCACCUCUGCUGAAUUGUGUCCAGUAAGGUGCCAUGACGGUUUCAACAAGUCUGUCUAGUUCAUUGGGUUACAACAAGUCAGACUUGUUCUGGAACUGUUGCUGUGUUAGGCCUACUAUUGAAUGUGUUAUCGAGUUGAGUUAUCAGUUUGUCAGGUCAAUAACAACUGUCUUUCUGUGAUGCUGAAACGCAAAAGCUCAUAAUCUACUGUAAUAUCCAGAUUUGUCAUGUUUUCUCUACAUAUAUUUUGUGCUGUCUCCCGUUUAGUUAAGCUGUUGUCGGUAGAAUCACAUUUAUGGCUGUAAUAAUACAAAUAUAAUCGGUAUAUUAAAAUGCUUAAAAUAUA
Alosa alosa (allis shad) is the source of this 4406-nucleotide messenger RNA. It is a transcript of the gene pfkfb2b, whose product is annotated as 6-phosphofructo-2-kinase/fructose-2,6-biphosphatase 2b. Gene Ontology annotation, molecular function: fructose-2,6-bisphosphate 2-phosphatase activity; 6-phosphofructo-2-kinase activity; ATP binding. Gene Ontology annotation, cellular component: cytosol. The transcript is spliced from 17 exons. Gene Ontology annotation, biological process: fructose metabolic process; fructose 2,6-bisphosphate metabolic process. Lineage: Eukaryota; Metazoa; Chordata; Actinopteri; Clupeiformes; Clupeidae. Bases 237 to 1874 code for a protein of 545 amino acids. The record is from RefSeq and is a predicted model, not a curated record.